UCAUCUACAAAAAUGGCCAGAGAGUAUAUAGUCAACUGUGAUUGCAAGUCACACAUGCACUAAGUUUCUAAAUUAAGUUUAGAGCUGUAGCAUACAAUUUUGUUUUUUGCAUGGCAAAAGUGUAUCCACACACACUUUCUUCUUCUACUUCAUCUAAACAAGAAGUAUUCACUGUUUGGAUGAAGUCUCUGAUUCUACACAGCCAUGGGUGCACUGUGUUUAAUUCGAGCGGCCGAGUUGUAUAUCGAGUCGAUAACUAUAAUCACAAAUGUAGCAGCCAAGUUUUUCUUAUGGAUAUCACAGGCAAAGUUCUGUUCACAAUAGUUAAGAAGAAAUUUACAGUUUUGGGGCGGUGGGAGGGUUACAGAGUUAGUGGCACGGAUAAGAGGAAGCCUGGAUUUCGCGUAAGAAAAAAACUGGGAAUUCUUGGAGCAUACACACACUUGGAAGUUGUGGUUGGUUUAGAUGUGAAUCAACCAUGUCAAUAUACCAUGGAAAAUCAAAGUUGCAAGUCAUCCUGCAAAAUAAUUGACAACUUCGGCGGACUUGUCGCAGAGGUAAAGAGAAAGAUAACGACAAGUGGAGUGAUUCUAGGUGAAGAUGUAUUGACAAUGGUGGUGGAGCCCUACAUGGAUCACUCUCUGGCUAUGGGGCUGCUUCUUGUUUUUGGUCUCAUCAACAAUAAGUUGUGAUUGCAAUCGAGUAGAUAUACUAACAGUGAAAAAGGAAAACCGGCUACCGUACAUGAAAAAUGAUGAGUUCAACCAUUUGAAUGUAACGAGAUAAAAUUACGUACUCAUCCAAACUUAUGGUGCUAAUAUUGAUUUAACUUUUGGUUGGUUAUUUGUGAUCAUAAUUGGAUGAUUAAGAUUGGUGAA
Molecule: messenger RNA, 878 nt
Organism: Olea europaea var. sylvestris
Lineage: Eukaryota; Viridiplantae; Streptophyta; Magnoliopsida; Lamiales; Oleaceae
Product: protein LURP-one-related 2-like
Exons: 3
Coding region: 111-692 (193 amino acids)
Source: RefSeq, a predicted model, not a curated record